AUGGCCUGAAAUGCAGAAAAGGCCAUGACGGCCUGUGAGUUUCGCCAAGCUCGACUGGAAGAGGGAAAAGUAAAGGAACGAAGGCCCUUUCUUGCCUCAGAAUGUACCAAGCUGCCCAAGGCUGAGAAGUGGAGACGACAGAUUAUUGGAGAGAUCUCUAAAAAAGUAGCUCAAAUUCAAAAUGCUGGUCUAGGUGAAUUCCGAAUUCGUGAUCUGAAUGAUGAAAUUAACAAACUGCUAAGAGAAAAAGGACACUGGGAGGUCCGGAUAAAGGAGCUGGGUGGCCCUGAUUAUGGGAAAGUUGGCCCUAAAAUGCUGGAUCAUGAAGGGAAAGAAGUCCCAGGAAACCGAGGUUACAAAUAUUUUGGAGCAGCCAAGGAUUUGCCUGGUGUUAGAGAGCUAUUUGAAAAAGAGCCUCUUCCCCCUCCAAGAAAGACACGAGCUGAACUCAUGAAAGCAAUCGAUUUUGAGUACUACGGUUACCUUGAUGAAGAUGACGGUGUUAUUGUGCCUUUGGAACAGGAGUAUGAAAAGAAAUUCAGAGCUGAAUUAGUGGAGAAGUGGAAAGUUGAGAGAGAGGCCCGGCUUGCAAGAGGAGAAAAAGCAGAAGAGGAAGAGGAGGAAGAAGAGAUCAACAUCUAUGCUGUCAACAAGGAAGAGUCUGAUGAGGAGGGCAGCCAGAAAAAAGGAGGGGAAGAUGGGCAGCAGAAGUUCAUCGCUCAUGUGCCAGUGCCAUCCCAGCAAGAGAUCGAGGAGGCACUUGUACGCAGGAAGAAGAUGGAACUCCUCCAGAAGUAUGCAAGUGAGACCCUGCAGGCACAGAGUGAAGAAGCCAAAAGGCUCCUGGGAUAUUAACACCCGGCCAGGCCGAUGUGUGGAGUCUGGAGGAUCUUGUGGGAGUCCUUCU
Choloepus didactylus (southern two-toed sloth) is the source of this 907-nucleotide messenger RNA. RefSeq names its product pre-mRNA-splicing factor ISY1 homolog. Gene Ontology annotation, biological process: generation of catalytic spliceosome for second transesterification step; mRNA 3'-splice site recognition. Gene Ontology annotation, cellular component: catalytic step 2 spliceosome; post-spliceosomal complex; post-mRNA release spliceosomal complex. NCBI's taxonomy places the organism in Eukaryota, Metazoa, Chordata, Mammalia, Pilosa, Megalonychidae. The record is from RefSeq and is a predicted model, not a curated record.